AUGGCACAUGGAUUUGCAGUGGGCUUCGACCCGCUGGGUCUUGGAGACCUGAGCUCCAGCUCUCUGAGCUCCCUCUCCUCCCGAGGCCACCUGGGCAGCGAGUCGGGCUCCGCAACGCGAUACCUGCUGAGAAAGCAACGGCUGCUGAAUGGGCCCCCCCGCGGAAUCCGAGCCUCAUCGCCCAUGGGCCGAGUCAUCCUCAUCAACUCCCCUAUCGAAGCCAACAGUGAUGAAAGUGACAUCAUCCAUGCAGUUCGAGUGGAGAAGAGUCCAGCUGGGAGGCUGGGGUUCAGUGUGCGGGGCGGCUCUGAGCACGGCCUGGGCAUCUUCGUCAGCAAAGUGGAGGAGGGGAGCAGUGCAGAGCGGGCUGGCUUGUGCGUGGGGGACAAGAUUACUGAGGUGAACGGGCUGAGCCUGGAGAGCACCACAAUGGGCAGCGCUGUGAAGGUGCUGACGGGCAGCAGCCGCCUACAUAUGAUGGUGAGACGCAUGGGCCGUGUGCCGGGCAUCAAGUUCUCCAAGGAGAAGACUACAUGGGUGGAUGUAGUCAAUCGGCGGCUGGUGGUAGAAAAGUGCAGCUCAACACCCUCCGAAAGCAGCUCAGAGGACGGUGCACGGCGCAUUGUCCACCUCUACACAACCUCCGAUGACUUCUGCCUGGGCUUCAACAUCCGCGGGGGCAAGGAGUUUGGCCUGGGCAUCUAUGUGUCCAAAGUGGACCACGGUGGACUGGCCGAGGAGAAUGGUAUCAAGGUGGGAGACCAGGUCCUGGCGGCCAAUGGUGUCAGGUUCGACGACAUCAGCCACAGCCAGGCCGUGGAGGUGCUGAAGGGUCAGACGCACAUCAUGCUGACCAUCAAGGAGACCGGCCGGUACCCUGCCUACAAGGAGAUGGUCUCUGAGUACUGUUGGCUGGACCGGCUGAGCAACGGGGUGCUGCAGCAGCUGUCCCCCACCUCGGAGAGCAGCUCCAGCGUCUCCUCCUUCACCUCCAGUGCCCCCUACAGCUCGGCCGAGGGCUCCCUGCCCUCGGACCGCAUGGAUGUCUGCCUGGGGCCUGAGGAGCCCGGCAGCUGGGGUCCGGGCUGGGGGCGGGCGGACACAGCCAUGCAGACGGAGCCUGACGCGGGGAGCCUCGUGGAGACCUGGUGCAGCGUGCGGCCCACGGUCAUCCUCAGGGACACUGCCAUCCGUUCCGACGGCCCGCCACCCACCCGGCACCUUGACUCUGCACUCUCUGAGUCCCCCAAGACUGCUCUGUUGCUGGCCCUCAGCCGACCCCGGCCCCCCAUCACCCGCUCCCAGAGCCACCUGACCUUGUGGGAGGAGAAGCAGCAGCGGAAGAAGGAGAAGCCAGGGUCCCCUGGGGAGAAGGGGGCCCUGCAGCGCUCCAAGACCCUGAUGAACCUCUUCUUCAAGGGAGGGCGGCAGGGGCGGCUGGCAGGGGAUGGGCACAGAGAGGCCUGGACACUGGACAGCAGGAGCCCAGCCAAGCCUCACCCUCGCCUGGACCUGGAGAAAGACCGGGAGAGGGGCCAGGCUCUGCUCUCUGCCAGGUCUGGGAGCCCCUCCAGCCACCUGCCCAAUGUGGAUGAGCAGGUGCAGGCCUGGGAGAGCCGUCGGCCCCUAAUUCAGGACCUGGCCAGGCGACUGCUGACUGAUGACGAGGUGCUGGCUGUCACCCGCCACUGCUCCCGGUACGUGCAUGAGGGCGGCGUGGAGGACCUAGUGAGGCCCCUGCUGGCUAUUCUGGACAGGCCCGCCAAGCUGCUGCUGCUGCGGGACAUCAGGAGUGUGGUGGCCCCCACAGACUUGGGUCGCUUCGACAGCAUGGUGAUGCCUGUGGAGCUGGAGGCUUUUGAGGCCCUCAAGAGUCAGGCAGUUCGGCCUCCUGCCUUGAGACCAACCCGACAAGACACACUACCCAAGCGUCACCUCAUCACCCCUGUGCCUGGUCAUCGUGGCGGCUUCUACCUGCUUCCUGUGAAUGGCUUCUCAGAAGAGGAAGAUGAUGGGGAGCUGAGGGAUCGGCUGGGGGGCCUCCAGGUCUCCCUGGGUGCCUCUGCCUCCUGCCACCCUCAUAAAGGAAUCCCCCGUCUCCAAGACGUGCCAGUAGAUGCCUUCGCCCCACGCCGAAGCGCCUGCACACCCCCUCCUCAGCCACCUCCCGUGGCUCCUCGGCCCCCGAGGCCUAACUGGCUGCUGACUGAACCGUUGACCCUAGAGGACCCUCGGCAGAGCUGGAGCCAGGGCCCAGCCCAGAGCCGCAGCCGCAGCCGCAGCCAGGGCCAAGGCAAGUCCCCCGGCCGCAGGCGUUCCCCAUCCCCGGCACCCAUCCCCACUCCCAGCACAGCCAAUGGGCGCUACCACAAGCCUCGGAAAGCCAGGCCCCCUCUGCCACGACCUAUGGCAGGGGGCAGUCAAGGGCCCUCUGAGAAUGGAACUGGCAGGACAGCUGAGGAGACAGUCAUGAAGGUCCCCAGUGGGGAGUUGAGGACCGUCACGCUGUCUAAGAUGAAACAGUCCUUGGGCAUCAGCAUUUCUGGGGGCAUUGAGUCCAAGGUACAACCGAUGGUGAAGAUAGAAAAGAUCUUCCCCGGGGGCGCUGCCUUCCUCAGUGGGGCCCUUCAGGCUGGCUUUGAGCUUGUGGCCGUGGAUGGAGAGAGCCUGGAGCAGGUGACGCACCAGCGGGCGGUAGAUACCAUUCGCUGGGCUUAUCGAAACAAGGCUCGGGAGCCCAUGGAGCUUGUGGUUAGGGUCCCCAAGCCUGGCCCACUGCCCUUGCCCUCUGACUCGUCAGCCCUCAAUGAACAGCAGCUUCCUGCUGACCAUUCCCCUGCCCGCUGA
Messenger RNA from Rangifer tarandus platyrhynchus (Svalbard reindeer), 2847 nucleotides. The record is from the annotation of a GenBank genome assembly. NCBI's taxonomy places the organism in Eukaryota, Metazoa, Chordata, Mammalia, Artiodactyla, Cervidae.